GUUCUCUUUCUGCCCCCAAAAAGCAAAUAGUGGUUUUUUUUCUCAAGAGUGGGUGAGCGAAACCCCUUCACUAUUACCUUUGGCAAUUGCCCCAGCCUUUCUUCUUCUCUACUCACAAUUUAAACCGCAAUACCGCUUUUAUUCUCGCUCUUUUUCCCAGCGCAUAUAGAUUCCAGCACCAUUCCUCCUUUUUUUAUUGCUCAUCAAACCUACCCAGUUUCAUUUUCUUAAAUGUCGAGCGAGCUCAGCGCAGGAACAACCCCUGGCGCUGUAGCAGCUGGCGAGGGCCAAGCCGACCCAACGCGAGUCCCACACAUCCGCAUCGUGCCGCACAUUGUGGACGUGCGUCAUUGCCUUUACUUUGACGUAAUGGACCGCGACCAGAUGAGCCGAAUUGCGUUUAAGAGCAAAGUGGUCAGUCGCAGCCAUGCAGAAAUUUGGACGGAAGGCGGCAACUUUUAUAUCCGCGACACAAAGUCAUCCUCAGGCACGUUCCUCAACCACCUGCGGCUGUCGCCGCCGGGCGUUGAGAGCCGGCCGCACCAGCUGCACGACGGCGAUGUUUUGCAGCUGGGCUGCGUCAAGAUCCGCCUGGAGAUUAACCGCAACUGGCAGCGGAGCAAGGAGAAUCCGUUUAGGCGGCAAGUCAUGGAGAACAUCCAGAAUGCAUAUCAUGCCAUUGGCAGCACAGCGGGGGACGGCUCGGACGACAGCAACAACGAGUGCUGCAUCUGCCUGUACAAGAUGGUAGCGUUCCAGGCGCUGUUUGUUGCGCCGUGCUCGCACUGCUUCCACUUCAAGUGCGUCAAGCCCAUUCUGUUCACCAGCACCGGCUUCAGCUGCCCGCUGUGCCGCACGCUGGCCCCGAUUGCAGUGUCAGCAGGCGAUAAUCAUGUCAGCAACCCGUCAGCUGCCGCAGCCGAGGCGGAGGCCGCGGUGGUUGCAGCAGAGACCGGGGGCCUGCGCAUGCCUGGCGCGUCUUCGGGUGGUCAGCAGAGCAGCCAUGCGCUGGAGCGCGAUGAUGCCAACUCCACGCCCGUGCCGCAGGAGCAGGCGGCCAUCGACUCGUUCGGCACAACCCCCGUGGGCAGUAUGCCGUCGAACCUGGCGCACUUCAGCUCGCUGGCUGCGGGCAUCAGCGAAGGCGAUGCGGCGGCGGUACUGCAGCAGCAUGGCUCGGAGAGCAUGCAGGUGUCGUCGCCUGCGUCGACAGACAACCACAACGCCAAUGGUGAGGCUGCCAGCGGAGCCCAGCCAGGCGCUGCGUGCCAUCCGGCGGUGGGUGCGCCGUCACAGACCGGCGCUGCCCAGACCGACAGCCGGGCAGCCCCGUCAGGCAACGGCGAGGCGUAGGCUCAGACAAACAACAAAAUUUUAGGCUCUGAACAGAAUUUUUAGCUUCAAAAUUAUGCUUGAGCUCCUACGGUCCUCCUGGGUUUCUUUUCUUUUUCUCGGUCCAUACUCUUAUUGCUUAGUCCCUUUCUUUCGUCACUUUAAUACAAAGUCCCAUCAAUAUUG
Molecule: messenger RNA, 1518 nt
Organism: Linderina pennispora
Lineage: Eukaryota; Fungi; Kickxellomycota; Kickxellomycetes; Kickxellales; Kickxellaceae
Exons: 5
Coding region: 232-1353 (373 amino acids)
Biological process (GO): mitotic spindle assembly checkpoint signaling; negative regulation of septation initiation signaling; protein ubiquitination
Cellular component (GO): cytosol; cell division site; ubiquitin ligase complex
Molecular function (GO): ubiquitin protein ligase activity; protein binding
Source: RefSeq, a predicted model, not a curated record